AUAUAUAUCUGCCCCCCCUCUCUCUUCUGAAAUAGCAGUAGCUAUUUCUUGUGUUAGAUUUGGCACCAAAAAUGACAAAGUCAAAUUUUGACAGGUAAUAUAACAGUCAUUGGAGAUCACAAAUUUAAUCCACGUGCUAUAUUUUGAAUUGGCAGCUCAAAUGGCAGGUGGGUUGGAGAUGCUUUACAUGGUUAUAAAUAGCCAUGGGGGCUAUAAGAGUCUUGAAGUUGUAAACAAUAUCAAAAGUCACUUUCUUAUAAUAUUGCUGCUUCAUCUUGAUCUUAACAGAACUGGUCAUGAUGGCUGUAAUAGCAGGUGUAAUAUCCAUUCUUGUGCUUGUGGUGCAACUGCAGACUGCGGGUGGACUUGUUUCCGGUGUUGGAGAUUCAAACAUUAGAUGUCUAGAGAGGGAGAGAAAAGCACUCCUCAAGAUUAAGCAAGAGAUUAUAGAUGACUUUGGUUAUCUCUCUUCUUGGAGAACUGAGGAAGAUGGUGUUGAUUGUUGCAAAUGGAGCAGAAUCGGAUGCAACAACAGAACAAAUCAUGUCAUCAUGCUAGAUCUAAGUUCAGAACAGGCCAUGCCUUCGAGAGGAAAUCUAUUUGAAGGUGGGAUGCCGAAGUCCAUCGGAAACCUUUGCAGUUUACAAAGAUUAGAUUUGUCAAUCAACAGUCUCACUCAGCCACUUACUGAUCUUACACAACAUUUGUUUGUGAACUGCUCUGCAAAUACACUGGAGUUUCUAUAUUUAGGUUACAACCGAUUCAGUGGACCAUUGCCCGAUUUUACAAGAUUUUUAUUCUUGAAAGAAUUAUAUCUUAGUCACAACCAACUAAAUGGGUCGAGUUAUGGACACCUGCCUAACCUCCUUCUUUUGAGCCUUGACGGGAAUAGUCUAAAUGGUAAUUUAAUCACUAGCAUAGACCACCUUCCUAACCUCGAAUAUUUGGAUGUCUCUUCCAACAAAUUUGAAGGUGUUGUCUCUGAAUCCCACCUGUCAAUUUUCUCCAAACUUCAAUACCUGGAUUUAUCUUUCAAUUAUUUGGCUGUGAACUUGAGCUCCAACUGGGUUCCUCCCUGCCAGUUGAAUACUAUAAGAUUGAGUUCAUGCAAGUUAGGACCUCGAUUUCCCAACUGGCUUCAGUGGCAAAAGAACGUGAUUUGGCUCGAUAUCUCCGAUAAUGAAAUAUCAGAUAUCAUCCCCAGUUGGUUUUCAGAGCUUUCUUCCUCCUUAAUUUCUUUAAAUCUCUCUAACAAUCAAAUAAGUGGCAUACUACCGGUCUCAUUGCUAAAUUCCGCUGUUUUUGUUGAUCUACAUUCCAACCACUUCAAGGGUUCACUGCCACACUUCGCUGCUGAUACUCGCAUUUUGGAUCUCUCUCAUAAUAUGUUUUCUGGCUCUAUUUCAUCAGUAUGCAACAUAACAAAUAGGUCUCUCUUCCGUCUAGAUUUCUCGAAUAAUCUAUUGUCGGGCAGCAUACCGGAUUGUUUGACGUCCAUGGUAAACUUGAGUAGUUUGCGACUGUCAAACAACAAAUUUUCUGGUGAAAUUCCUACUUCGAUUGGUUCCCUUAAUAUUCUUGAAUCAUUGAACCUCCACAAUAAUAUGCUCUGUGGAGGAUUGCCUUUGUCCUUAAAGAAUUGCAGUUUGUUGGAAUUUCUGGAUGUUGGAGAGAACAGAUUGUCAGGAGAAAUACCAUCCUGGAUUGGGGAAGGGCCAUCAGAUUUGGUGUUUCUUAGCCUCAGAUCAAAAUUCAUUUUAUGGAAGCAUACCCUUGAGCCUUUGCUAUCUUACUUUAAUCAGAGUGUUGGACCUUUCUCACAAUUAUAUAUCAGGAGCGGUACCAUUUUGCCUCAGCAAUUUCACUGUUAUGGCUCAAAACAAUAAUUCAAGAGAACCCUUUAUUUAUGGUUUUGCGUUUGUCGCUUUCCAAGAUUCUUUGGGAGCUUAUGUAGAAAGUACAUCGGUGAUUUGGAAAGGAAGACAGUAUGAAUUUGGAAAAAACCUCGGAUUUCUGAAGAUGAUUGACCUUUCAAGCAAUAGUUUAUCAGGAAUCAUCUCGGAAGAAAUAACUAGUCUUGUGGGUUUGGUUUCCUUGAACUUGUCUACAAAUAAUUUGAAUGGAACUAUUCCCGAGAUGAUUGGUGGGUUGAAUCAGUUACAGGCUCUUGAUUUCUCAAGAAACCAUCUUUCUGGUAAAAUACCUGCAAGCCUGGCCAACCUGAAUUUUCUUGAAUAUUUGGACUUGUCAAACAAUUGCUUGUCGGGGAAAAUUCCAUCUAGCACCCAGCUACAAAGCUUAGAUGCUUCUGCAUACAGCGAGAACGCCGAACUUUGUGGACUUCCACUUGCAAAGAAGUGCCAAGAAGAUGAAACACCUAGAGUGGGCUCACCAUCUGACAAUGAAGGUGAUGGUGACGAUAGUUGGCAUGGAAUUCCAUGGUUCUUGCUUGGUGCUGGACCGGGUUUCAUUGUGGGAUUUUGGGCUGUAUGUUUGACAUUACUGCUGAAUAGUUCUUGGAGAUGCGCCUAUUUCAAAUUCCUGGACAACGUAAAAGAUAGACUUUAUGUGAUGACCACAAUUUUCUUGACGAAAAUGCUAGAGAUGUUUCAAAAAUAACAGAUGAGGAUAUCAAAAUUGGCUUGGGCCGGGCGCAACCCAGAUUGCUAGGAACGGGUCGGGUAAUAGUAACAGAUCUGAACCAAGUCUUCACCUAUCAGGCCCAGGACCGGAGUAUCAGUUUGAAAGCCCGAUUUAAGAUAAAAAGAAAUGGGUCCAUGACAAAGAUGAGCCCAGAAAGUCAGGCCGAUGAAAGGAGUCAGUUAAAAAACUUGUUAAAUGUUUGUAACAGCCUGUAAAUAGACUGAAAAAAGAGAAAAAAAAAAAAAAAAAAGAGUUAAAAAAUAUUCCAAGUGUAGAAUUAUCCUUUCCAAGUUAUGAGAGUAUUUUUCUUGCAUCUUCAAUAGAUCUUCUGAACUAUAAGUAGUUGAGUUCUUGAUUUAUCUACUUCAGCAAUCUGUAAGAAGACUUGCAAAGAAAUGGUGCACAGCUGUAUGCAACAACCGAAGAUGGUGUGCUGAAGCAAAUUAAGUUUGAUCAGUCUUGUUGCAUAGUCAAAGCCCUGUCCCAAGAUUCUGGUUUCUUCUGGGAAUUGAAUCUUGCUUAAUGGCUGGAAUUUUCUGUACUCAAACGUCAAUAUUGCAUCAUUUUCAUUGUUGUCUUGUAUUGGACUUCUUGUAUGAAAAAGAAUUGUCACCCUUGGUUCUUUUCUUU
Cornus florida is the source of this 3273-nucleotide messenger RNA. RefSeq names its product receptor-like protein EIX2. The record is from RefSeq and is a predicted model, not a curated record. Lineage: Eukaryota; Viridiplantae; Streptophyta; Magnoliopsida; Cornales; Cornaceae. Bases 297 to 1886 code for a protein of 529 amino acids. The transcript has 3 exons. Gene Ontology annotation, molecular function: protein binding.